Chelonia mydas (Green sea turtle) is the source of this 6381-nucleotide messenger RNA. RefSeq names its product leucine rich repeat LGI family member 3 (gene LGI3). The coding region runs from base 1127 to 2779 and encodes 550 amino acids. Gene Ontology annotation, biological process: regulation of exocytosis. The transcript has 8 exons. The record is from RefSeq and is a predicted model, not a curated record. Gene Ontology annotation, cellular component: synaptic vesicle. NCBI's taxonomy places the organism in Eukaryota, Metazoa, Chordata, Testudines, Cheloniidae. Gene Ontology annotation, molecular function: protein binding.
AGACGGGAGGGGGUUGGGGAGUGUACGGGGUGGUGGUGGCAGGGGUUGAUGGGGGAGGGAAUCGGUGACAUCGGUAGAAUGCUGCAAAUCCAGGGACUACAGGGCAGAGAGAUCGGAAGGAAAUGAGCAGGCAGGGAGGACAAAGCUGAGGCCCCUGUUUCAGGUGGGAGGAUCCUGCUGCAGGUGAAGGUCUUUGUGAAGCUGGCGGGAAUGAGUGUGAUGGGGAGGGUGGGUCAGCAAGGGCCAGAAGCCGAUGGAAGAGUCUGUGCUUCAACUAACCAUGCUCUCGGGAUACACACAAGAGCACUCAGGUGCACACACUUCCAUGUGCACACCUGUUCACCCACCCAAGUACACUGACCCACAUGUACAUAUUCACACACUCAUGCCUGCAUGUGCACCCAUUUUCAUACACACACAUAAACAAACACACAAGCGCACAUAGAACACACACAACCCAGGCGCACACAGGCUCAUGCAGUCCCAAAAGCACACACAAACUCUCAGGCACAUAAGAGCGUGGUCAGAGCCGUUCACAACCCAUACAUGCUCCAUCGUGCACAGCCCCGCACAUACAAAGUACACACACAGUCAGAUAUUUGUAUACACACUGCAUUUGCAUGCACACUACAAACAUUUACAGUUACAUUCUUGCACAUGUAUUUUCACAUUCACAUGCACACACAGAGAGACACACAAACACGCAUGCAGAAGUCAUACCUGGAGAGAGAGACACACAUACACACUGUUACAUGCGGUACAUACACACACUCACACCUGCAAACACACUAGUGCAUGCAGUAUGCACAUGCACACAUACUAUUGCACGUGGCACACUCCCACGCUCCCCAUGCACCACAGACAACCCCAGCCGUGCUAUCACUUUGACGAAUCAUUCAGCAGCAAAGCACUCCUGCUUCCCCCACCCCAGCAGUUGAAUGUGGUGCUCUGCAGAGAAGCAUGAUGGACUGUGGCAUCCUCACUCCCAGGAUUGCUUCAGCUCUUCACUGCAGCUCCUGGGCUUGAGAGCAAAGCCAGGAGAGGAGGGAGGAUUACAUAGCAGAGCUGAAGCAACAAUCUACGGGGGGAUUCUUCUCCUGGAGGGGACGGAGGACAGGCCAGGGAGAUGGCUGAGCUGCAGCCAGGUAAAGUGAUGCGGAGGGGGCAAGUCCUUGCCUUCCUCCUGUUCAGCCUGGCCUACCUCUGGCUGCCUGCAGGCUCCAAGCGAGCCCCCAAGCUGCCCCCGUGUCCCCAGAGCUGCUCCUGCACCAGGGACACUGCCUUCUGCAUCGACUCCAAAGCUGUCCCCAGGAACCUGCCCACGGAGGUCAUUUCCCUGACCAUGGUGAACGCGGCCUUUACUGAAAUCAAAGCAGCAGCCUUCGCUCACAUCCCCCUCCUGCAGUUCCUAUUACUGAACUCCAACAAGUUUAUGCUGAUCGGGGACGAUGCCUUCACCGGCCUCUCCCACCUGCAGUACCUGUUCAUUGAGAACAAUGACAUCCGCUCUCUGUCGAAAUUCACCUUCCGAGGGCUGAAGUCCCUGACACACCUAUCUUUGGCCAACAACAACCUGCAGACGCUGCCCAGAGAUAUCUUCACAUCCCUGGACAUCCUCAGUGACCUGGACCUCCGGGGCAACGCUUUGAUCUGCGACUGCAAAAUCAAGUGGCUGGUGGAAUGGGUGGAGAGGACCAAUGCCACGGUGCCUGCCACCUUCUGCAGCAGCCCUGUCCGCUACCAGGGGCAGAAGAUCCGGGACCUGGCCCUCAAGGACUUUGACUGCAUCACGACAGACUUUGUGGUGCACCAGGUCCUGCCAUUCCAGUCGGUGUCAGCUGAGCCCUUUGUCUACAGCAGUGACCUCUACGUAGCACUGGCCCAGCCCAGUGCCAGCAGCUGCACCAUCCUCAAGUGGGACUAUGUGGAGCGCAAGCUAAGGGACUUUGACCGCAUCCCUGCUCAUUCGGCCGUGUACUGCAAGCCCAUCGUGGCUCAGUCGCAGCUCUACGUGGUGGUGGCACAACUCUUCGGCGGCUCCUACAUCUACCGGUGGGACACCAACGUGGACAAGUUCAUCAAGAUCCAGGACAUGGAUAGCAGGAAGAUCCGCAAGCCCAAUGACAUCGAGGCCUUCCAGAUUGACGGCGACUGGUAUUUCGUCAUCGCCGACAGCUCCAAGGCCGGCUCCACCAGCCUCUACCGCUGGAACCAGAAUGGCUUCUACUCCCACCAGGCCCUGCACCCCUGGCACCGCGACACCGACGUGGAAUACGUGGAGAACGAAGGCAAGCCCUGGCUCAUCAUCUCCAGCAGCUCCCAGGCCCCUGUCAUCUACCAGUGGAGCCGUGCCCAGAAGCAGUUUGUGCAGCAGGGGGAGGUGGCCGAGGUGAUGGACGUGCAGCUGGUCAAGCACUUCAAGUUCAAGAAAGACAAUUAUCUGUGCCUCAGCCGCUACAUCGGGGACUCCAAGGUGGUCAAGUGGGAGGGGCAGCGCUUCACCGAGCUGCAGACCCUGCCCUCACGGGGCUCCAUGGUCAUGCAGCCCUUCCUGGUGUCCCAGCGCCAGUACAUGGUGCUGGGCAGCGACUUCUCCUUCACCCACGUUUACCUCUGGGAUGAGGAGAAACAGAAGUUUGUCAAGUUCCAGGAACUCUCCAUCCAAGCCCCCCGGGCCUUCCACUACGUCCCCUUGGAGGACAUGGAUGUCCUGCUGGCCCCCAGCUUUAAGAGCAGCACGCUGGUCUACAGGCACGUUGUGGUGGACCUCAGCUUGUAGGGGGUGCCCCUGCCACCUGCCCAGCUCCCUGCCUCACGCCUAGACACUGUGCAGAGAAAAUGUUCUUCCACUUGCAACACCCCUGGAGCAGGGGACUCCAGCGCCCUGCCUCUCCUCAGGCUAAGGCUUCCUGUCUGUGCCCAUGUGCUGCCCCACAGCCAUAUCCAGGGACAGGUCCAGAACACAUACAUACUCACACAGACCCAUGAGUACAUGCAUACCCAGCACACAUUCCAUCCAGACACUCAUAUUCAUGAGUGUAUCCUCACCACAGUCAUCCCUCCAUAGAUAAACUCAUACCCACAUGCCCUCCAGCAUCUCGUACACAUUGCAUCCCUGCCCAUCUGCCUUCAGCGUGCGCACACUCCAACACCCCCAAGUACACUCCUUCCCAGUCUUUUAGCCAUACCAUGUGCAUCUACACUCACUCUUUAUAUGUCCAUACAAUCCCUGUGCACCCCAUUAGGAACAAACACACGUUCCUGCACCCCUUACCCUCACAUCCAUCUCCCUGCAUCGAGUCUUAUAUUCAUGCCCAUAUACUGCCGUGGAUGGACACCCACGUCCAUGUACACCCUCAGAUCCGUGCCUGUACACAUCCACUCUCACUACUGCACUUUCCACGCACACACAGCUACUCCCGUGUGCACAGUCUUAUGGGCAAACCCAGAUUCGGUGCAUCGGCGGUGCACCACAUCACGCUGCCUCUCCCACCCACCGACACACGCAUGCAUCCCUGUAUCUGUCACCCCGAACCCUCCCUGCAGUUCCCUCUGCACACAUGCUCCUGUCCCCAUACACAGCGCUGGGGAUCGGGCCUGGAAGAAGAAAGUCCCUUGUCGUGACUUCUCCCAAACUCUUCCUGCAGCCUCUGCCGCACUUCCUGUAGCCAUCACCCAUGUUCAGACUGUAGAGACACUGCUCUAGGCGGCUGCACCACUCCUGAGACCACCUGACCCCCUUUGUCUCCUGCAUCCGCCCUGCAAGAGGGCUCUUUGGAAGUGUGCCCAGUGGCAACAUCAGCCCAGAUUGUCCCAGCUUCCUCAGUGAGCUGCCUUCCAAGGCCCACUGGGAGCUAAUGGAAGUAUAGAGGCACCCUUUGUAUCUCCCCCACUUUACUGCAGUGACCUGCUUUGCUUCCCUCCAGGCAUUGUCUCUCUGUCAAGCUGCAGGGGGCAACAUUGUCCAGUGGUUAGUGUAAGGGACUGGGGCUCAGAGUCCAGGCUUGGCUUUUCCACUGAGCUGCUGUGUGACCUUGGGUAAAUUGCCGUGCCUCAGUUUCCCCUUCUGUAAAAGGGAGAUACUGUUGCUCGACCUCCUUUGUGAUCUGCAGACAGGAAGAGCUAUCAGCAUGCUAGCUAUCAAGUCUAGUGCAUGAGCCCAUGUGCCUUGGGUGCAUAAAUCCCCAUGCACAAAUCCAGGGCCAGUGGAGAGGGUCAGAGAGCAUGCGCUAGUGCACAACUCUAGUGCACGUGCCCAGUACACCAUCCCCGUGCAUAUGCACCGGUGCACAAUCCCAGAGCAGAAAUGUAGUGCAUCUGCUCCAGUGCACAAUCCUGCUGCGUAAGCACCAGUGCAUCUUUCAGGGCAGGCUGGAUGAGCAGCUAAAGGGAAAUAUCCCUGUUCUGGUUUGUCUAGUGUGUGGAUUUCUAUCCUGCUUUCGCUUGCCAUGUGCGUACAUGGCUCAAGUUAAACAGAAUUGCUGGCAGCCACAGCGACAGGGAGUGACAGGAGAGACUCCUCCAGGGAGUCACACAUCCCAUACAAGAGAAGGAAGCCAGGGUUUCCUGAACUACCAAGUUUCAGCCCACCCAGCUCCUGGCGUGAUCCCAGUGCUGGCUUUGCCUGGCCUUUGAUGUUUAUGGAUGACAUCAACCAAUGGCCACAGGGCCCAGAUCAUCUCUCGGUCUCACUAGUAUGUUCCCCACUGAAAGGGUGGAGUCGCGUCGGUGUCAGUGAUAGGAGCAAUUGUCCCCUGUAUUCUACUCAGGGAGAUAGAAUUCCAGCCCCCAGGCUGAUUCUCAUUCACCUCUGAGCCCCUUUACACCACAUGCCCAAAGAGCAUGUAACUAAUCGACUCCCAUGUAGAGGCCAGGUUGGCACGGAGGGGCUGUCGUGUCUAUAAGAAUUAGACCCGUAGUGUCUCGAUGUCCCCUUUGUCUCUAGUGCAUCACCGGGGAUUGGAGCAAAGGUCCCAGUUUGCUCUGUGAUUCUAUAUGUCCCAGGCAUUGGUAGGCACAGAGCAGCUCAGCCGGCGGUCGUUUCCCAGCUGUGGGAAAAGCCUGCACAUCUACAAGACGUGCAGCGAGGAGCUCUCCCUUCAUACUGUGCUUAUUUCCUCUGAUCAUCAGAGAGGGAGUGGGGACUGGUUCCCUGUGCCCAGUUUGCUGAUAUCCUGCUUGUGUGUUGGGGAAACGAGACCCUGCGCCUCCUCACUUCCUCAUAGGGUGCCUAGAGAUGGGGAACAUCAGAAAGUUCUGCUCCAAACCCCCUCUCCUCUGGGGUCUCUGGGCCUCUUGCAACUGCAGACCUCAAAGGCAGGGGGCUUUCUGGUGGGUCGGAACCAGGGAAAAGGAACUUUGGUAGUUGGUUUUGGUGCUUCAUCUCCUGGGAGGCUAACCAGGCGAAGGCAUCUGUUUCCCAUUACGUCUCUCUGUUUAUUCAUCCAUAUUGCCGAUCCACAGACUAGCCCCAUCUCUAGCCGUUUGUUUCUAUGGCUCAUGUCCUCAAAAGUCUUUAGGUGCCUAAUUCCCAUUGAAAUCAAUAGGUGGUAGGCACUUAAAUACCUUUGAGGAUCUGGGCCUCUAUCCCUACUUAUCCCUCCUUUCCCCCAACAGUUUGGUCAUGCAAAGCAUGGAAGAGCUGAGGAUGGGCUAUGUGUCGCCACCUCCUGCCUGUGGGUGUGGUUUCACACAGGAGAUAAAAGCCUACUAUUGCUGCUCACUGCAGGAAUUAUCCCUUUAGCACUGAUGGCUCCAGGUUCAAACCCUGCAGGUUGUUACUGGUGGAGGAUAGGUUGUUACUUUUGCAGUAGGGAUACCUAGAAAGAAGGGGAAGGCUGAUCAGCAGGUGAGGACUUCAGGAGGGUUCCCCUAUCCCUAACAGAGAAUGAGCCUGAGCUCUUCAGGGCAUCUCGCCUGUCCUAACCAAUUUACUCCUGAGCAGCAGUGCCCCAGUCUCAAACCCGCCUUCCCCUGCAGCUCCCACAGGCCCUGAUCCUCCUCCCAUUGGAGCGAGUGGCACAGCUCCCGCAGACUCCAGUGGGAGCAGGAGCAGGCUCAGGGGAGCCUGCUGUCAGUGUGCAGUGACCCCAUCAGCAGCCUCCUGUUCCCCUCGCUCUCCAGCGGGAGAGAGGAGUAGCCCUGAGGUUCUUUCGCCAUCUGCUGGGGAGUGGUGACAGGGACGGCCUGAGCCUGCUGUGCGGGGGCUGGAGCGGGGGGGCUCCACAUGCUGUUCUCUCAUCAGCUGCCUGUAGCUUUCCUCUCGGCCACACUGCCCCUCUCCUCAGCCCCCCAGAGCAGGAUGCUCUCUGCGUACGACUUAUAACCGAGGUGUACAAGCUCUACCGAAAUGCUUCCGAAAAUAAACGCACUGUGACACUU